Molecule: messenger RNA, 1473 nt
Organism: Ostreococcus tauri
Lineage: Eukaryota; Viridiplantae; Chlorophyta; Mamiellophyceae; Mamiellales; Bathycoccaceae
Product: Plexin-like fold
Exons: 1
Coding region: 1-1473 (490 amino acids)
Source: RefSeq, a predicted model, not a curated record
AUGAAGACGUCGGAGCACACGCCCCUGCGCCAGGCGCACGCGUCGACGCGAUCGACGCUUUUGACGUACGAUGAGGCGAUGGCGACGUCCCACGCGCCGACGCCCGACGCGGCACGCGCGCCCGACGACGACGACCCGCUUCGGGACGACGCAACACCCUCGGCGAGCUUCAGGCGAUGGCCGCGACGCAAAGGGUGGUCGCUGGCGUUCGUGGCGCUCGCGGUCGUCAUGCUCGCGGGAGCGACGAUGUACGCGGUGGAGCCGUUCAGCGAGCGGACGUCGUCGCCGGCGCCGGCGCCGGCGACGACGACGACGGCGACGCCGAGCGCCGCGUCGACGGCGUCGACGGCGAACGCGCGCUCGACGGCAACGACGACCUCCAGUACCUCUGGGGGAUCGAGUGAGAGUGUGGUUGGAUGGGAGGACGUUUUAGGUGCGCCCGGGGCGGAGGAACCGACGACGGAGGUGUCGGUUGACGGCGAUCCGCCGUCGGACGAUUCGAGCGCGUCGGCGCCGACGGAGGCGCCGACGGAGGCGUCGACGUCGGAUACUUCGGCGCCGCCGCCCCCGGUAGAGUUAAGUCUGGCGACGCGGCAUGAGUUCACGAUCAGCGCGUUCGCCACGGGCGUGAUUGAGAAGUGCGCGAAGCACGCAACGGCGGCCUCGUGCGCGUUCGCGCGAGAGAAGUACGGUUGCGCGUGGAUCGAUUCGAAUUGCAUCGUCGAUUGCGGGACGUUCACGAGCGAGGUGGGGUGCAGUAAACAGGGUUUGGUGUGCGCGUUCAACGCGGACACAGGUCGGUGCGGCUACCCGGAGUUGAACUGCGCGGCGUACACCACCGUGCAGACGUGCACGCAGCCGGGUUGCGGUUGGUUGGACGGGCAAUGUUACGACGAGCGAAACGCGCAGGCGGCGUGCGCGGCGCACAACACGAGUGCAGCGUGCACGAUGAACGUCACGGGCUCUGUGGGGUGCCUGUGGACCGUUCCGGACACGAUCGAGAUGGGCAGUAAAUCGGUGUACGUCGGUAGCAACACAAGCGUGACGGAUGUCUCGACGCUUCGGGGUCACUGCUUGGUGCGGAACAGGUGCGGUGAGUUUCGAACGGCGGCGGAGUGUGAAACGCAUGCUCCGAUGUGCGCCUUCAACGCCGCCUCAGGUGAGUGCAAUCGCGUUUCACGCGUCGCCGAGAACCACGCGCUGUGCUCGCCGAGAUCGACCGAAUCCGAGUACCAAACGUGCGCCGUCAAUGCGACGACCGGCGAGACAAACUUCUGCAACAUGGUCUUCAACGGUCGCGCCGGGUUUUGCCAGCGGUGCUCGUCGUUUCCCACGAACACGUCGUGCAACGCUCUCCCCUUUGCCAGUAGUCGCCAGCGGUGCGUCGCCAAGUGCCACUCGGCGCCCGCGCCUUCGCCGCCCGAGGUCAUCAUCGGCGCCGACGCCGGCCUCGGCGCGCGCGAUCGCCCGUAA